This is a messenger RNA of Dujonia railenensis, 1410 nucleotides long. The record is from the annotation of a GenBank genome assembly. Lineage: Eukaryota; Fungi; Ascomycota; Pichiomycetes; Serinales; Debaryomycetaceae.
AUGAAUGCUGGGGUUCGUCUUACUAAGCGCAAGAUCAUCCUUCUUGUGUUUGCAAACUUUAUACUUUUGAUAUUUAUGUUGUUCUACAUGGAAACUAUCCCUGCGGAGCAUGUUAAGACCGUGACAGAUGGGUUACGCAGUGGGUUGUCCAAGAUUGAGUUCAAUUACCUUCUGUCUCAACCUGAAGUUGUAGAUGAAGGUCAAUACACUGGAAGUUCGUUGAACAAGGCAGGUUUCCAGCUCGAAAAGGGAAAGGUUGAGUUCAAGUACUUGGGUAAUGGAGGGGACACGAAACAGACACCCGAAGACGCUUUGAGAGAUAACCAGCAUCUCUACGAGUCCACGCUUAAGGUGGAAGUUAAGGAGCCUAAGGAUUUCGAUAUGGAGUCGAUUAGACCGCCAAAAGACUUGGAAACUUACGUGAGAGCCAACGCUACGAUCCUUUCGCUUGUCCGUGAACAGGAAGCCAACAAAAUCAAGAAGACCAUCCAGAGAUUGGAAGCCAAGUUCAAUUCCAAGUUCCAGUACCCUUACACUUUCAUCAAUGACCAGCCAUUCAGCGAAAAGUUCAAAGAGAAAAUGAGGGGCUUGUCUAAAGCCAAGAUGGAGUUCGUCACCAUCUCAGAGAAGCUCUGGGACAAGCCAGAUUGGAUUGACCAUGAAAAGGAGAGCAAAGCUAUGCAAGUGAUGCAUGAUCACAACGUUGCGUACGCCAAGUUGGCAAGUUAUCAUAACAUGUGUAGGUUUUAUCUGGGUAAUUUCUAUAACGUGCCUGAAUUACAAAAAUACAAGUACUACUGGAGAAUUGAACCCAACGUGGACUUCUAUACCGAUGUUAACUACGACAUCUUCAAGUAUAUGAGUGAAAAGAAAAAGAAGUACGGAUUCACCAUCAAUUUGUAUGACAUUGAUGAAUCUAUUGCUAGUUUGUGGCCAGAAACGAUGAAAUUUUUGAACAAGGGCGACAAUUAUAAGUAUGUCAAUCCAAAUGGUGCCUUCCAAUGGCUCCUCUAUGACGAGCAGCAGCCGAUCAAGGCCCAGGUGGCAGGAGGCUAUUCUACCUGCCACUUUUGGUCCAAUUUCGAAAUCGCUGACAUGGAUUUCUUCAGACUGGAACCCUAUAACGAAUGGUUUAAACAUUUAGACUCUACAGGAAAGUUUUACUAUGAGAGGUGGGGUGAUGCUCCAGUCCAUUCAAUUGGUGUGGCACUUUUUGCAGAUUUGGAAAAGGACGUACACUGGUUCCAAGAUAUCGGAUACUUCCACGAUCCUUACUUCAACUGUCCAAACAGCCCCUUGGUAGAAGGUUGCACUCCGGCAAAGUUUAGUUUAUGGGAGAACUUGAACGACCAAAACUGUAUGGGAACGUGGAUCAAGCAAUAUGGACAUAAGCUGGAGGGUGUGUAUUAG